Sclerotinia trifoliorum is the source of this 1021-nucleotide messenger RNA. Lineage: Eukaryota; Fungi; Ascomycota; Leotiomycetes; Helotiales; Sclerotiniaceae. The record is from the annotation of a GenBank genome assembly.
CAAUGUCAGUGCCCCUCAGCUCAUCGUCAGCCUUUCCUUCCGUCUACAAAUACGGAAUACAAAUAGAUAUCCAAUAUCUCCGCCUUUCUUCAUUAUCCUACACUGCUACUGUUCUCUGUUUAAAGAAAUCAAACAUCCAUUCUAUAUUUUGACACAGCAUUACGAUACACACAAACGAUCAAUACAGAAAACAAACAACAACUAAGAUAUAAAGAAAGAACGAAGAAAUGGCAGACACAGAAGUGAACACACCGGCUCCCUUGAUCGCGGAAGAGGGCGAACAUACGUAUAAAUUUGGGAUUACGAUGACUUGUGGUGGAUGCUCGGGGGCCGUGGAUAGAGUGCUUAAGAAACUGGAUGGUGAGUUUAUUUCCUGCGCGAGUGUUUAGACACUUCUUCCUUUUGUUUGUUACUGCUGCUUUAUUCUUACUGGGUUUUCUACAUCCUCUCAUCUUCUUUCUUUUUCACCAUCUCUUCCUGGGCCGUUCUGGUCAGCGACAUCAUCCUAUCCAGCUGGCAGGAUGUGCGCACACUCAUACACCGCCGCACAAUCACACUUUAGUGGUUGAUUACAAUCCUUCUCUCCAGCGACAAAGAAUCAGUAAUCCAAUAAUCCAAUUACUAAUAAUCCAAAAACAGGAGUCCGCGCUUAUGAAGUGGAUCUUACCGGUCAAACGGCAACAGUAAUCGCAAAACCAGAAUUGGGUUAUGAAACUGUGUUGAAUAAGAUUGCGAAGACGGGGAAGAAAAUUAAUACGGCGGAGGCGGAUGGAGAGGUAAAGAGUGUUGAGAUUAAGGAAUAGAUGUUUGGUGAGAGGAGAAGAGGAGCGGAUGAUGGAGUAAUAGUGGGAAGAGUACGGCAGAAAGGGGAAAGGAUUACAGGACUGGAUGAUGCAGAUGAUGUGAGGAAUUGAUGGGCGUUGAGUGAGGUGGAUAUACAUACUUAUGGGUAGAGAUACACAUACAGACAGAGAUGGAGGUAGUAUGCAGUGCGAGUGGGGAGGAUAAUAAAUCAUGAAAU